Phaethon lepturus (White-tailed tropicbird) is the source of this 1760-nucleotide messenger RNA. RefSeq names its product DEP domain containing 1B (gene DEPDC1B). The transcript has 10 exons. NCBI's taxonomy places the organism in Eukaryota, Metazoa, Chordata, Aves, Phaethontiformes, Phaethontidae. The record is from RefSeq and is a predicted model, not a curated record. The coding region runs from base 28 to 1536 and encodes 502 amino acids. Gene Ontology annotation, biological process: positive regulation of Wnt signaling pathway; intracellular signal transduction.
GAGAUAAUAGAACUUUUUCGUGCUGGGAUGCCUUUACGGAAGCAUCGGUGUCGCUUCAAAAGCUACGAGCGUUGCUUCAAAGCCUCGGAGGCAGUGGACUGUUUGCAUGAACUGCUUGGCUCAAAUCAAAACUUUGGCCCAGAAGUGACUCGCAAUCAAACAGUUAAGCUGCUCAAAAAAUUCCUGAAAAAUCAUGUUAUUGAAGAUAUUAAAGGAAGAUGGGGCAAAGAAGACUUUCAAGAUGAUGGGCAUUUAUAUAGAUUUCCUCCUUCCUCGCCACUGAAGCCAUAUCCAAAGAAACUCUCAUGUGGAAAGGAAGUCAUUAAAUUUCCAGACUGGGAUGAACCGAAGGCUGGCACUUCCCAAGAGCACAUCCCAGUGAAAUCGCUCACAAUGAACUCUGAGAUGUGGUACAAGCGCCAUAGUAUAGCUAUAGGGGAAGUACCAGCAUGCAAACUUGUAUUCCGCAGAGAGCUAACGCAAACAAAUAUAGAAGAGAUAUGGAAAUCCAUGACUUUGUCACGGUUACAGAAGGUCUUGGGUUUGGAUUCUCUGGAUGAAGUGUUAGACACAAAACUUGUGAAUUCAAAGCAUAUAGUCCAAAAUGCGUACAAUGUCAAUAAGCUAGGUAUUGUCACUUUAGAAGACAAAUCAAAGGAACUACCUCACUGGAUAUUAUCAGCAAUGAAAUGUCUAGCAAAUUGGCCCAGCUGCUCAGAUUUGAAGCAGCCUACAUACUCGGGAUUUGAAAGAGAUGUCUUCAAAACUAUAGUGGACUACUUUGGCCAAAUGAAGGAACCUCUUCUCACAUUUCAUUUAUUUGAUGUUUUUGUUAGUGUGUUAGGUCUGCUGCAAAAGCACAGCAAGGCUGUAGAGGCUCUUCAGAUAUCUUGUCUCCUGCUGCCACCAGAAAAUCGGAAAAGACUACAGCUGUUGGUGAGGAUGAUGGCAAGAAUUAGCUUUAACAAGGAUUUGCCACCUCUUUCUGAAUCAGUGAGGACCAGAAUCUUGAUGGUUCAGGCAUUUUCCCGUUGUAUUCUCUGCUCAAAGGAUGAGAUGGACUUGGAUGAACUGCUAGCUACUAAACUAGUAUCUUUUCUCAUGGACAAUUAUCAAGAGAUCUUAAGUGUUCCUUCAACCUUAAAAUCUUCAAUAGAGGAACAUGUUGUACAUCUCCAGAGAGUACAAAUAAAAUAUGCUGGAGCUGAUACUGAUGCAACUUUUCCUCCUCCAUCAUUUUGUCACCAAAUCAGUACAGAUGAAUUUGAAUACCAAAGGGCAACUGGCUCUCAAGAACCACUGGAAGCUUUAUUGGAAGAAAUUGCAAUGAAUAAAGAAAUAUCUGUGAAAGAUAAGAAGAAGCAGCUGAAGCAAUUUCAGAAAUCUUACCCUGAAGUGUAUAGAGUACGGUUUCCUACCCCUGAAACUGAAGCGGUGCUAUUUCCAGAAAAAAAUAAACAGAAGCCACCAAUACUGAUGUGGGCCUUAAAAAAGCCUUUUCAACCAUUUCACAGAACCAGAAGCUUUCGAAUGUAAAUGGUUUGACAUACAUCAGCGAACUGAGUCAGACCAUAUUAUCAAUGGAUCUUAUGCAAAAGGAGCCUGAGCAGCAUGUAGUUACUCAAAAAACUACUGGAAAUACUGCCAAGAUGGUAGAAAAGCUCAAAAGAAGAGGAAGGUAUUGAGGUGGUAGAAAUGUGAGCCAUUAGCAGUAUUUUUGUAAAUCAUUAUUUUUUUAAAUGUCUGUUAUUUAAAAACAA